GCAAUCAAAGCAAAGCUCUGGAAAAUUUUUCUCUCCCUUUCUCCUCAAACUUUCUCUCUUCCAAGCUUCUUAAUUUCAAAUACGAUUUAACAACAAUGCACCAGUUUUCAAUACUUGUGCACAUUUCUACAGGAUCUAAAGCGUUGGCUGGUUUCUACAAAUUUUCCCGAGAAAAUUUCUAACUAGUAUAUAAGCAUUUGCUAAGAAAGUCCAACUUCCGCAGCUAAAUUUCGGUAAAAUAGGCGUCUACAAGAGCUUGACGUUUAAGGGCUUUGUUUGAUACAUUAUUGAGAAGAAAUGGAAGGAGAAUCGUUUGGUUUGAUCGUUGGGAUCUCACUGGGUUUGGUGAUUGGUGUGGUGUUAGCUAUCUCAGCAUUGUUCUGCUUUAGGUACCAUAGGAAGAGAUCUCAGAUUGUGAACAGUGGUUCAAGUAGAAGUGCAACGCUUCCCAUCAGAGAGAAUGGAGCUGAUUCUUGCAACAUUAUGUCUGAUUCCACGGUUGGUCCUGACUCACCUGUCAAAUCCUCAAGCAAUGGGAGGUCUAUUUGGCUUGAAGGGUUUAGUAAGAGAAGCAAUGUGAUCUCUGCUUCUGGCAUUUUGGAAUAUUCUUACAGGGAUUUGCAGAAAGCAACAUGUAAUUUCACGACGUUGAUAGGGCAAGGAGCAUUUGGACCUGUCUACAAAGCUCAAAUGUCCACCGGUGAGACUGUUGCUGUGAAAGUUCUUGCCACUGACUCUAAACAGGGCGAAAAAGAGUUUCAGACAGAGGUUAUGUUAUUGGGAAGGUUGCAUCACCGUAACCUGGUGAACUUGGUUGGAUAUUGUGCAGAGAAAGGCCAACACAUGCUUAUAUAUGUCUACAUGAGUAAAGGAAGCUUAGCUUCUCACCUGUACAGCGAAAAACACGAACCUCUGAACUGGGAUUUGAGAGUAUAUAUUGCUUUAGACGUAGCACGCGGUCUAGAGUAUCUUCAUGAUGGGGCUGUUCCUCCUGUAAUCCACAGAGAUAUCAAAUCUUCCAACAUAUUGUUGGAUCAGUCCAUGCGAGCUCGGGUUGCUGACUUUGGCCUGUCUAGAGAAGAAAUGGUAGACAAACAUGCUGCUAACAUAAGAGGAACGUUUGGUUAUCUUGAUCCAGAGUAUAUCUCCACAAGAACAUUCACCAAGAAAAGCGAUGUUUAUGGCUUCGGGGUUUUGCUUUUCGAGCUAAUAACUGGAAGAAAUCCCCAACAAGGUCUAAUGGAAUAUGUUGAGCUGGCGGCGAUGAAUGCAGAGGAAAAAGUAGGGUGGGAAGAGAUUGUGGAUUCAAGAUUAGAUGGGACAUUUGAUUUACAAGAAGUGAAUGAAGUUGCAGCUUUUGCUUACAAAUGCAUCUCUCGUGCACCGAGAAAACGUCCCAACAUGAGGGAUAUUGUGCAGGCUUUGACACGUGUCGUUAAGGUGAGACAUAGCAGAAAACGUCAGAAGAAGUCUCCUUCGCCUUCUCCGCCGCCUCCUCCUACGGUGGAGUCCGGUGAUGAGCAAACCGGAAAUAGAUCAGUUCGGUCGGAAAAUCAUCACAGGAGAGAUAAUUCCAUGGACAGUACACUUGAAGACUAGUGAUGUAUUGAAAAAAAAACAAAGGUAUUAAAGUUUAUAAUUAUAAUUAUUAUAAUAUAUUUUAUUGGAUUUCAUUUCUUUUAGGGGUGGAUUAUAGGAUGAUUUGUACAUUUUGUUAGGAGGAAUGCUCUGAUGUUGAUGGUAACUCUAAAAUUGUGGAAAGAUUACUUGGUACCAA
Messenger RNA from Eutrema salsugineum, 1777 nucleotides. RefSeq names its product calcium/calmodulin-regulated receptor-like kinase 1. NCBI's taxonomy places the organism in Eukaryota, Viridiplantae, Streptophyta, Magnoliopsida, Brassicales, Brassicaceae. Bases 298 to 1599 code for a protein of 433 amino acids. Gene Ontology annotation, molecular function: ATP binding; protein kinase activity. The record is from RefSeq and is a predicted model, not a curated record. The transcript is spliced from 9 exons. Gene Ontology annotation, biological process: protein phosphorylation.